GCCGAUAUGCCAGAAUAAUUUGCCACAUUGUCAGCUGGUUUAAUUUAAUUAUACACCGACCUCCUCAUUGGGUCAAUGGAAACGAUAUAAAAAACUGUCUUUUAAAAUAAUUAUACGCCACGCUUUGUUUUCCUGUUUACGGUUGUUUCAGAGGGGAAUAACGGUCCGCGCCAGCCACCUCGAUAUCCCGCAACCCCGGUAACAGGCUAGCUGAACAGGCUGUUAGCUGCCCAAAAUAUCCACCACCAAUGAAGCUCUUUGCUUUGUAUGGAAGCCAAUAGCAUCACUAACGGGGUUCAUGUUCUGUCGCGACAAUGAGGAGCGUUAUUGUGCUGUCACUACUGCUUCUGAACAUAAAUCACGUUAUGUCAGCACCCAAAGGCGUCACUGCCAGUCUUAAAGCCAAGUGGAGCAUGACGCCUUUCCUCCUGGAGACAAGUGAAUUUAUUGGAGAAGAUGGGAAUGAGAAAUUCUGGCAGUUUGUUGACACUGUGAAAGAACUCACUGUAUACAAGCAAGGAGAGUCAGUGCGCUCGUACUACAACUUGAUCAUUAAGAAGGCUGGACAGUUCCUCACAGAUCUUCAAGUUAAUCUCCUUAAAUUUGCUCUUGCCCUGCGGUCCUAUUCACCAGCUGUUCAUGCAUCCCAACAGAUAGCCAAAGAUGAGCCUCCGCCUGAGGCUUGCCCUGCCUUUGUCUCCAUCCAUGGGCAACACAGCUGCAGCACCAAGGACGUGAAGAAGCUCCUUAAGGCAGCUGCAGGCAGGCCAAAACCAUAUUUAUACAAGAACGAUCACGCAUAUCCAGGGAUCAAUAAAACAGACGUGCCAGUUGUGAUCUUGUAUGCUGAGAUUGGAACCAAGAAGUUCACCUCUUUUCAUAAGGUGCUGUCAGAGAAGGCUGAACAGGGCAUGCUAACAUAUGUGCUGCGCCAUUUUGUAGCGAAUCCAAAGCCUCAAAAGAUGCUUUUAUCUGGGUACGGUGUUGAGUUGGCUAUCAAAAGCACAGAAUACAAAGCUGUGGAUGACACCAAAGUAAAAGAUUCAAAGACGGUUGUAAAUGCAGAGGAUGACGAUAAUGAUGAAGUCCAAGGAUUCUUUUUUGGGACAUUAAAGAAAUCUCAUCCUGAACUCCAGGAGCAGCUUGUUGAGCUUCGCAAACAUCUCCUUGAAAGUACUAAUGACAUGGCCCCUCUAAAAGUGUGGGAAAUGCAAGAUCUGAGUUUCCAGGCAGCUUCUAGAAUCAUGUCUGCUCCAAAAUUUGAUGCUUUGAAGCUCAUGCGAGACCUCAGUCAGAACUUUCCAAGCAAAGCCAGAUCACUGACAAGAGUGGCCGUAAAGCAGGAAAUGAGAAAAGAAAUUGAGGAGAACCAAAAGCACCUCAGUGAGACCAUUGGUGUUCACCCGGGAGACGGUGAGCUCUUCAUCAACGGGCUGCACAUUGAUCUGGACAUUCACAAUCCCUUCAGCAUUUUGGACAUUCUCAGAUCAGAGGCCAAGGUCUUAGAGGGUCUUCAUAAUCUUGGCAUAAAAGGAGAACAUCAAGAUAAACUGCUGAGGUUACCUCUGAAUGCUGUGGAUGACAGCUAUGCUUUAGAUAUCAGACAUCCAGCUAUCAUGUGGAUGAAUGACAUAGAGAAUGACCUAAUGUAUCGCAGCUGGCCAACGGGUGUACAGGAGCUCCUAAGAGCUACUUUUCCUGGAGUCAUCCGACAGAUCAGACGCAAUUUCUUUAACCUGGUGCUGUUCUUAGAUCCACUGCAGGAAGAAAGUGGUGAGCUUGUGAAGCUAGCAGAGCUUUUCUACAAGCAUAAGAUCCCCCUGAGAAUUGGAUUUGUGUUUGUUGUCAACACCAAAGAUGAGAUUGAUGGCUUCUCAGAUGCAGGGGUUGGAUUUUACCGACUGCUGAAUUACAUUGCAGACGAGUAUGAUUUACCCCAGGCUCUGAUGUCUAUGGUCUCAUUGUACAGCAAAGUCGAUGUCGGGGAGACACUCUCUGCUGAUACGAUCUCUGCUUACCUGAAGAGAAAAUUCCCAAAAGCCAAUUCUGAAAGGAUUCUAGGAGUUGAAUCAGAGUAUGAUGAUAAAAGAAAGGAUGGUGCACUCUUCUAUAAAAAGAGUGGCUUGGGUGCCCUACCUUUGGCUUUAUUUAAUGGAGUCCCUUUGAGUCCUGAUGAGAUGGACCCAGAGGAGCUGGAAACAGUCAUCCUUCAGCGUAUAAUGGACACCACUACUGCCUUUCAGAGAGCUGUCUUUAUGGGUCAGUUAACUGAAGGCUCUGAUGUGGUGGACUAUCUAAUGGAACAGGCCAACGUAGUUCCCAGGAUGAACCCUCUUAUUUUAAGCAGUGACCGAAAGUACCUUGACCUCACAGCCACUCCAGUUGCAGAUGACUGGGAAGACACAACUAUGUUUUCUUAUUUGGAGUCCAGAGACAAAACAGCAGUGAUUGCUAAGAGAAUGAAGUACUUCACAAAUACUGAUGAAGAUGGGAUGACUCCUGUAACUUUAUGGAUAGCUGGGGAUUUUGAGAAAGUUUCAGGGAGAAAACUCUUGCUCAGUGCUCUGAAAAAUGUGCAGAAGGCCAGUCCUGGAGUGCGUGUGGGGGUGAUAGAUAACCCCAGUGAAAAACCCUACGAAGAUAACACUGUGCUGUACAGGGCUAUCUGGGCCUCUCUCCUCACCCAGAAGAAUAAGGCUGCAGCAGAGUUUGUGCAUAAACUCCUGAAAGAGGAGAGCAGCCAGCUCCUCCAGCAGGGGACCAAGAUGAAAGACUUACUGAUGCAGGGCAUGGAUGUGGAUGCCUUUGAGAAAAAAUUCAACACCCUUGAAGUUGAUUUUAUCCGCACUCAGCAGCUGUUCUGUCAAGACGUCCUGAAACUCAAUCCUGGACAGCGUGCAGUGAUCGGCAACGGCAGGAUUCUUGGUCCUUUUGAAGAGCAGGAAGAAUUCACUGUGGAGGAUUUCCACUUGCUGGAAAAGAUUACUCUGAGCAGUUCUGCAGAGAAAGUCAAAGCCAGAGUUAAACAGAUGGGAAUGAAGCCAAAGCAUGCCAGUGACUUAAUUAUGAAAGUCGAUGCCCUGCUAACUGCAGCCCCAAAAGGAGAAGUCAGAAGGGAUGUCCGCUUCAUCAAAGACACCCACAGUGUACUUCAUCUUUCUCCACGUGAGAACGCAGUGUUCUAUGAUGUUGUGGCCAUUGUUGACCCCCUCACAAGAGAGGCACAGAAGAUUUCCUCUCUUCUGACUGUGCUCAGUCAAGUGGUCAAUGUGAGACUGCAGGUGUUUAUGAAUUGCAGGGCCAAGUUGUCUGAGAUGCCUCUCAAGAGUUUUUACCGCUUUGUCUUGGAGCCAGAUGUGAUUUUCUUGGCCAACGACACAGUGUCUCCAGGGCCAGUUGCCCGUUUCAUCGAGCUCCCAGAAACUCCACUCCUCACCCUUAAUAUGAUCACACCGGAGAGCUGGAUGGUGCAGGCAGUGCGCAGCCCCUAUGACUUGGAUAACAUCCACUUGCAGGAGGUGAAUGGGGUUGUGACAGCAGAAUUUGAACUGGAACACCUCUUGCUGGAGGGCCACUGCUUUGACCUGUCAACUGGCCAGCCUCCUCGUGGACUGCAGUUUACGCUGGGCAUGAGCCGGGACCCGCUCAUGUAUGACACCAUUGUCAUGGCUAACCUGGGAUAUUUCCAACUGAAAGCCAAUCCUGGUGCCUGGAUUUUAAGAUUACGUAAAGGGAGAUCAGAAGAAAUCUAUCAAAUUCUCACGCACGAUGGAACUGAUUCACCUGCAGAUGCUGGUGAUGUUAUAGUUGUGCUGAACAGUUUCCAUAGUAAGAUCAUCAAAGUCAGAGUGCAGAAAAAAGCAGACAAGAUUGGUGAAGAUCUUUUAAGUGAAACUAGUGAAAGCAAAGGCAUAUGGGAGUCCAUAGCAAGUGUUUGGAGCACUUUUGAGAAAAGCAUCACAGGUGGUGGCUCAAAGAAGGAUGAUGGAGAGAAGAAAAAAGACGAUGUUCUAAACAUAUUUUCAGUGGCCUCGGGCCAUCUGUAUGAACGCUUUCUGAGAAUAAUGAUGCUGUCUGUGCUUCGGCAUACAGAGACGCCUGUCAAAUUCUGGUUUCUCAAGAAUUAUCUGUCUCCUUCUUUCAAAGAGACCAUCUCUCACAUGGCCGAGUCAUACGGCUUUCAGUAUGAGUUAGUGCAGUACAAGUGGCCCCGCUGGCUCCACCAGCAGACUGAAAAGCAGCGGAUUAUCUGGGGAUAUAAGAUCCUCUUCCUGGAUGUUCUAUUCCCUUUAGCUGUGGACAAGAUCAUCUUUGUGGAUGCCGACCAGAUAGUUCGGGCUGAUUUGAAAGAGUUGAGGGAUUUAAACUUGGAGGGCGCUCCUUAUGGCUACACACCAUUUUGUGAUAGCCGCAGAGAGAUGGAAGGCUAUCGUUUCUGGAAAACUGGAUAUUGGGCCUCACAUCUUGGACACAGGAAAUACCACAUCAGCGCCUUAUAUGUAGUCGAUUUGAAGAAGUUCCGUAAGAUUGCAGCCGGGGACAGAUUACGAGGCCAGUACCAAGCCUUGAGCCAAGAUCCAAACAGCCUGUCUAACCUGGACCAGGACCUUCCUAACAACAUGAUUCACCAGGUAGCCAUCAAGUCUCUUCCUCAGGAGUGGCUGUGGUGUGAGACAUGGUGUGAUGAUGCCUCUAAAACCACAGCUAAGACUAUAGACCUGUGCAAUAACCCAAUGACUAAGGAACCCAAGCUAGUGGCUGCAGCAAGGAUUGUGCCUGAGUGGGUUGAAUAUGACAAGGAGAUCAAAGAGCUGCUGAGACAGGUCCAGGAACAAGAAGACUCAACAACACAAAAGCAGACUCCCGCUCCCUCACAACAUAAAAAAGCAGACAACCGCCGUGAUGAACUUUAGUGUCUGCCAGCACCACGCUGAAAAGGAAGGAGGCAGCACCUUUUGCAUGCAGGCCACCUGUGAAGCUUGAAGACAGACAGUUCCAUCUAAACAUAGCCAUGGUGCGUUACAUCCCCAGCUGGAGGAGGAUGUGAUAUUUUCAGAUGCCAUACCUGCUCCUGCACUCGGUACAUCUUAAGAGAAUCAACACGUGAUGUAAUUGUUAACUGCUAGCCGUGAACUCAUGGUGUGCUGAGCUCUGCAGACAGAUCUUGUUAAGUAUGUGGUUCCUGAAAAAUGAAGCUAACACAGAGAGAGAAAAUAAAACAAGUGAGGUCAGUGUAGGGAUGUGUUGAAGGACAAACAGUGGGCAUUUAUUGCACUGAUAAUGUGAACAAAGAAUCAAAAUUAGGGAAGGUACAAUUUAAUUGAAAGUUUUAUUUUUUCAUUGAAAACUCUUUCAAAGGCUGUUUUUACAUCUUCUUAAUUUGACAUAGAAACAUUUUGACUGAAUCGCUAAAUGACUGUUAGAAUUACUUUCAAAGCUGUUAGAAGAACAGCAAUUAGCCUAAUGUUGACUAUUUGUGAAAUCCAUCCAUCCUUUUCUGAUUAUUUGUGAAGUCCCACCACCAAAUCAUGAGUGUUAAGUGUUAUCUUAGCAACUGUAAAUGUCAAAACCACAAGUGUUGAACUUUUUUUUCCCUCAUUUGUCUGCUUAUCUGUAACUUGGAGCUCCACUCAGCAGAAAUCCAGGAAACCACUCCUCCCGCAGCACUCCCCUCUCCAUUUUAGGCCAUCCAGUGAUGUUCAGCAUCACUCAGCAAAAGAAUCAUCUUUCAUUAUAUUUUAAACUUCUUUUAUUACCUGGCCCCAAAAGACCUGUAAUUAGCCACAGUCUCAUGUCCCUGCCUAGAAGGCCUGAAAAAAGCUGCAGGAGUCCAGUUCCCUCUCAGACCACUUAAAUUACAACGCGCUGAAAGGUUGUUCUGGGCUUUAAGCUAUAAAAAUGAGCUUGGUCAGCUGCCAGCCCAAAGACACGGGUCAUAGCUUCAGCUAGCUGGCUUGAUUACAUUAUUUUGGGGGAUAUUACACAUUAAUACAUUCUUUUACAGUAGCAAACAGUGUGAGUAUCUCUGUCCUACAAUACACAAAAUUGCUGUUCAUUUAUUUCAAAGACUGCGACAUGGAUCAUGGGUGAAAGUGUAGUCUUUGUUCUAAGCACAUGUAGCUCCGGCAUCAGUUUUGUCCCCUCAGGUGUAGGCAUGCAUUUGCCUUUGUUGUGCAAAGUGUUUGUGGUUUUUUUUUUUCUUCUUUAUUUAAAGUAACCUGUAACAUCUGAAAAUGAAUGGAAAGUUGCUUAAAAACACUAAUUGUUCUUCUGAAGUUUCUUCUCAACUCCUCAAAGUCUCUUUUAACCAUGUGAUGUAAAAGUAUUCCCUCUAUUAGACAGUAAAAAUAUGAACUUGUUUAAGUUGCAUUUCAGUGUUUGAGUUAAAGAUGGCAGCCCACAUUCAAGCUGGAAAGGUGAAUGAAAACAUUUAAAUUAAAAAUAAAUGUAAAUGCAGAGCAGUACAUCUGCCAUCUUUGAAUCCUGUGCGCACGCUGUGAGGUAACUAAAAGCAAGGCAGGGAAAACAAAGAGCGGGGCUUGAUGAAUUAUUGUCCGUCUCUGCCAGGUGUAACAUACGACUUUGCCUCAGCAGCCUGGAGGUGUACUGUGAAGCAAUUUUAACAUAAAGAGGCUUUCUUUACAUUAGCUGGCUCCUAAAAGCUAAAGCCUGAAUCAGAGGUCAUUAGAGUAUCAUGACCGUGGUAGUAAAUGCUAUCUGGCUUCAGGCUCUGGGUAUGUUUAAGAAAAAGGACCAACUUACUUCAGCCGUGAGCAGGGUCUUCUCCAAAGGCAGGGGGCUGGCUGCUUUUCACUUCUGCUGCAAAUGUUGUAAAUUUGCACUCCUCUACAUUUUGAAGCUUGAGUUACACAUUAAUUUGCAGAUGUAAUCAAUAAAUUAUGUUUUAUUAUUAUGAAUUAAGGCAGCCUACAUUAUAUGAAGUACAGUUAGCAUUAAACUGAUUUACACAUUACUCAAUUAAUAUAAUGUAUAAUGUUUGGAGAAGGGCCGCCCUGCUUAAUGAGUAUGCAGUUUAUUUUAGGUACAGUACCAGUCAAAAGUUUGGAGUGUGUCCAAACUUUUGACUGGUACUGUGUAUUUUUUGUACUUCUGUAGGCUUUUGAAUGCAGAGUACUGCUACUUUUACUUAAGUAAAGGAUUUAAAUACUUCUUAUUUUGUAUUUAAUAACUAUACAAAAUAAGUUCCACUUGGGCACAAGCCGUUCCUCAAGAGCCUGAAAACACUUUUCUAUUCCAGUUUUAAAAGAUGUAUUGUAAUUCUGAUUUAUAUACUGUAUAUACAUAUUUAAACAUAAGUAUACACUGAAGUAAUGAGACUCAUUGUGGAUUGAAGGAUGUGAUUAUCGCAUCAGGUUUUAACAAAAAGUCAAUUUUACUGAUUGAGCCUUCAUUGUGAUUAAGAAUCUACCAAUAAUCAAAUGUGUUCUAAUAACUGCAAUACCAGCAGUGUAAAACUGACUUGGAAGCAAAUCCGAGUCGAUCAUAAGACAUAUUUAUGCAUUUUGUGCACCACUAGUUGAAUGCAUGUUUACUGCUACUGCAUAGCUGCAUUGAGUGACUAUACUAAUGUUUAUAUAUGAUGCACUGUUCCCACAGCUGAGAGUCUACAUCACUCUUAAAGAACAUUGGAAAAAUUGGUGAAAAAGUGGUUCUCUUUAGAGCAACCUGUAAUUUAAAACUAUGAGCAUGACUUCUGGAGCAGGUUAGGAUUGCAUUAUAAGUACUGUGCUCAUCUAUCCAGGUAGUGAGAGCCACCUUUGCGACAGUGAAAACUCUGGUUUUAGUGUCAUCAUUCUUCUAGCCCAUUCAUCUUGCUCUGUAGUACACCCCUCAGGCAAGACGUUCAUAUUAUGGAUGAAAAGCUCCCCAUUCACACACUUAAGGUCAUGGUUUAUGGAUAGUAUGGGGUUACUACAGUAUGUUUACAUGUAUUUUAAACUUCAUUGUACUUUUACAAUUUUCUCUUUUUUGUUGUUGUUUAAAUUCCACAAUGAACCAGUGUUUUGUCUCAGGAAUCAACUGUCCCAAGAUCAGUGUUGCUGCUGUACUGAGUAAGAUUUUCUGUCUUAAAAGUGAAAAGGGGAAAAAAAAAAAAAAAUGGGUGCAGGAAGGCUGCUCUCAGGGCACCCAUCUUUCACUGUGCUGUAUCAAACAGAAAUGUUUAUAUUACUGUUUGGUGGAUCAAGAAUAAAUCUUUGCUACAAAAUGUCA
This is a messenger RNA of Archocentrus centrarchus (flier cichlid), 8232 nucleotides long. It is a transcript of the gene uggt2, whose product is annotated as UDP-glucose glycoprotein glucosyltransferase 2. The record is from RefSeq and is a predicted model, not a curated record. Gene Ontology annotation, molecular function: UDP-glucose:glycoprotein glucosyltransferase activity. Bases 315 to 4913 code for a protein of 1532 amino acids. Gene Ontology annotation, cellular component: endoplasmic reticulum. Gene Ontology annotation, biological process: ERAD pathway. The transcript has 41 exons. NCBI's taxonomy places the organism in Eukaryota, Metazoa, Chordata, Actinopteri, Cichliformes, Cichlidae.